AUGAAUCUGAUCCGUGCAAAGAGUAUUGAGAAAGGAUGGGACUUGGAAUUCGGAGAACUGGCAAGGAUUUGGAAAGGAGACUGCAUUAUCCGAGCUGUAUUUUUAGACAGAAUCAAGAAGGCAUAUGAUAGGAACCCUGAUCUGGCUAACCUUCUUGUCGAUCCAGAUCUUGCUUAUUUUGACACUUACCGAACGGAAAGUUUGCCAGUUUAUUUUGGUGCUCAUACAUAUGAAAGGGUUGAUAUUGAAGGAUCUUUCCAUACUGCAUGGUUCAAGAUUGCAAGACAGUUGAAUUAA
Hevea brasiliensis (rubber tree) is the source of this 297-nucleotide messenger RNA. Its product is annotated as 6-phosphogluconate dehydrogenase, decarboxylating 2-like. The coding region runs from base 1 to 297 and encodes 98 amino acids. The record is from RefSeq and is a predicted model, not a curated record. Gene Ontology annotation, cellular component: cytosol. The transcript has 2 exons. Gene Ontology annotation, molecular function: phosphogluconate dehydrogenase (decarboxylating) activity; NADP binding. Gene Ontology annotation, biological process: pentose-phosphate shunt; pentose-phosphate shunt, oxidative branch. Lineage: Eukaryota; Viridiplantae; Streptophyta; Magnoliopsida; Malpighiales; Euphorbiaceae.